Messenger RNA from Rhinolophus ferrumequinum (greater horseshoe bat), 1106 nucleotides. Its product is annotated as olfactory receptor 10G2. The record is from RefSeq and is a predicted model, not a curated record. The transcript has a single exon. Bases 92 to 1048 code for a protein of 318 amino acids. Gene Ontology annotation, cellular component: membrane. Gene Ontology annotation, molecular function: G protein-coupled receptor activity; olfactory receptor activity. Gene Ontology annotation, biological process: G protein-coupled receptor signaling pathway. Lineage: Eukaryota; Metazoa; Chordata; Mammalia; Chiroptera; Rhinolophidae.
AAUCAUCAGAAAAAGCAUUCUUUCACCACCUCCCUGUGUUGUAUUUCCCUUGUCUGGCUUCACCAUUCAUCUUAGCAGACUACAGAGAGACAUGGGAAAGACCAAAAACACAUCCCUGGACACUGUGGUGACAGAUUUCAUUCUCCUGGGCUUAUCUCACCCCCCAAAUCUGAGGACCCUCCUCUUCCUGGUCUUCUUCAUCAUUUACAUCCUUACUCAGCUGGGGAACCUGCUCAUUCUGUUCACUGUGUGGGCUGACCCAAAGCUGCAUGCUCGCCCCAUGUACAUUCUUCUGGGCGUGCUCUCAUUCUUGGACAUGUGGCUCUCCUCAGUCAUCGUUCCUCGACUAAUAUUGGAUUUUACUCCUGCUACUAAGGCAAUCCCAUUUGGUGGCUGUGUGGCUCAGUUGUAUUUCUUUCACUUCCUGGGCAGCACCCAGUGCUUCCUCUACACCUUGAUGGCCUAUGACAGGUACCUGGCAAUAUGCCAGCCCCUGCGCUACCCGGUGCUCAUGAGUGGGAAGCUAUGCACCAUUCUUGUGGCUGGAGUUUGGGUGGCCGGCUCCAUCCAUGGGUCUAUCCAAGCCACCCUGACCUUCCGCCUGCCCUACUGUGGGCCCAACCAGGUGGAUUACUUUAUUUGUGACAUCCCUGCUGUAUUGAGACUGGCCUGUGCUGACACGACUGUCAAUGAGCUGGUGACCUUUGUGGACAUUGGGGUAGUGGCUGCCAGUUGCUUCAUGUUAAUUCUGCUCUCCUAUGCCAACAUAGUCCAUGCCAUCUUAAAGAUACGCACAGCUGAUGGGCGGCGCCGGGCAUUCUCCACCUGUGGUUCCCACUUAACUGUGGUCACAGUCUACUAUGUCCCCUGUAUUUUCAUCUACCUCAGACCAGGCUCCAAGAGCCCCCUGGAUGGAGCAGUGGCUGUGUUUUACACUGUUGUCACGCCAUUACUGAACCCCCUCAUCUAUACACUGAGGAACCAAGAAGUGAAGUCUGCUCUGAAGAGAAUAACAGCAGGUCUGGGGGCUGUGAAUGAAAAUAAGUAACUAUGGGCUCAGGGACUACCUACACCACCAUGGCCACCACUCUUUUCAGCUAUUGCUG